AUGAGGGUGGUUUUAGUUUUAGGAUGUGUCGUACUACUUGCGGUGGUGCAAGCACGGCGUCUGUCUUCUAAGACAAGUGAAUUUCCUCAUAAAGUGCGGCUGAUCGAAGGCAGCGCAGAGAAGGGGGACCAAGAACCCGCUGCCAGCGGACACAAGAAGGAACAUCAUCACAAUGCUGAACACAAAAAAGGCGGUGGUAAAGAACACCACGCUCAUCACGAUAACGAACAUGGUGAAAAGGGCCACAAAGCGUACAAGGGCCAUCAUCACCACGAAGAGGGCAAAAAGGGUCAUCGUGACGAAGAACGCCAUAAAGGCGAAUAUGACGACCAUGGUGGACACAAGAAAGAACACCACCACACCGAUGGUCAUUACAACGAACAUCACGAGGGAGAGAAAGGUGAAAAGGGCCAUAAAUAUGAAGAGAAAGGGCACUACAACAAAGGACAUUCGACAAAGGGCCAUCAUGAAAUUCACAAACUCGAUGAGUUCAAGAAAGAUAAAACCUUCUUCGAUGAAGAGGGAGAUUCUGCCCACGAGGAGAAGCACGGAGGAUUCCACGAGGAGCAUGGACACAAGAAGGGCGGGCACUACAAGAAGGGCCACCAUCACGGAGGCCAUCACCACAAGGAACAUGGCGAGAAAGGGCAUCACGAGAAGGGCGGUCACCAUCACGAACACAAGGGUCACAAGGAGGCCGGUGGCCACGACGAACACUAUCACCACCACCACGACCACGCCAAGAAGGGCGGACAUGCGCACCACAAGAAAUUCGGAUACAAGAAGGGACAUUGAUGAGCACGGCUCUAGUGUUGUGGCUAGCAAUUGGAACCCAAAGAUUUAUAAGUCGUGCUCAAAGAACUG
Molecule: messenger RNA, 864 nt
Organism: Pectinophora gossypiella (pink bollworm)
Lineage: Eukaryota; Metazoa; Arthropoda; Insecta; Lepidoptera; Gelechiidae
Product: histidine-rich glycoprotein-like
Exons: 1
Coding region: 1-795 (264 amino acids)
Source: RefSeq, a predicted model, not a curated record